Messenger RNA from Oryza brachyantha (malo sina), 1920 nucleotides. Its product is annotated as probable sodium/metabolite cotransporter BASS2, chloroplastic. The record is from RefSeq and is a predicted model, not a curated record. Lineage: Eukaryota; Viridiplantae; Streptophyta; Magnoliopsida; Poales; Poaceae. Gene Ontology annotation, cellular component: membrane. The transcript has 13 exons. The coding region runs from base 315 to 1571 and encodes 418 amino acids.
GCGGGCCAGGGGUUUCAGCAGCACGGCGGCGGAGGAGCGGAGCUGGACGGGAGGGACCGAGGUCCGAGGGUGCCAAACCUGAUCCACAGCAGCGCGACGGGCGAGCCGCCCCCGAUGUGUGGCUCUCCCGGCGCGCCCCGAUUUCCUCGCCCCCACCUCGGUCCUCGACGGGACAACGACCGGCAGCGCCGCUUCUCCGCCGCUCGCUCCGAGCCUUAAACCCUUUCCUCCUCGCCACUUCCACGACCUUCGGAACUCGACGAGGGAGCACUCACGCACGUCUCUCUCUCUCUCUCUCGCCCGCUUCCUCCAACAUGGCGGCGUCCACCACCUGCCCUGCUCGCUCCAUGGCGUCCGUCUCCCGAGCCCUCCGCCCGCGGUCGCACGCCGCUCUCGCCUCCGCCGCCGUCCGCGCGGGUGCUCACCUCGGGGGCGGAUUGGGGAUUGCCUGUUCGAUGCCAAGCUAUGGUAGGAAGGAGAAGGAAGAGUGGGGAUUGACCAUUGCGUCCGCACCAACCACUGCUGCUCCAGUUGCAAGAAGCUGUCAGAUUUUGUGCAAGGCUGAAGCUAACAUAUCUAGUAAUCUGCCAGAGAGCAUUCCUAGUGGAGAAAACCAGUAUGAGAAAAUAGUUGAGCUGCUUACCACUCUUUUCCCUGUCUGGGUCAUAUUAGGUACCAUUAUUGGCAUCUACAAGCCAUCGAUGGUUACCUGGUUGGAAACCGAUCUUUUCACUGUGGGCCUAGGAUUUCUAAUGCUAUCAAUGGGACUAACAUUGACCUUCGAAGAUUUUAGGAGAUGUAUGAGGAAUCCAUGGACAGUGGGUGUGGGAUUUCUCGCACAGUAUUUGAUCAAACCUAUGCUUGGAUUCGCGAUUGCCAUGAGCUUGAAGUUAUCUGCUCCUCUUGCAACUGGUCUUAUUUUAGUGUCAUGUUGCCCUGGUGGGCAAGCAUCAAAUGUUGCAACUUAUAUAUCCAAAGGAAAUGUCGCCCUUUCAGUUCUUAUGACCACUUGUUCGACUAUUGGUGCUAUAGUGAUGACACCACUCCUUACUAAACUCCUAGCUGGUCAACUGGUUCCUGUCGAUGCUGCAGGAUUGGCCAUCAGUACUUUUCAGGUUGUAUUACUGCCAACUAUUGUUGGAGUCUUGGCGCACGAGUAUUUUCCCAAGUUUACUGAGCGCAUUAUAACCAUAACACCAUUGAUUGGGGUCCUCCUCACCACCUUGCUUUGUGCUAGUCCUAUUGGACAAGUCUCAGAAGUGCUGAAAGCUCAAGGUGGCCAGCUUAUCAUUCCUGUAGCUCUGCUGCAUGUUGCUGCAUUUGCACUUGGGUAUUGGUUAUCGAAAGUUUGCUCUUUUGGGGAAUCAACUUCUAGGACCAUCUCUAUUGAAUGUGGGAUGCAGAGUUCUGCACUUGGAUUUUUACUUGCCCAAAAACACUUCACGAAUCCACUCGUAGCUGUUCCAUCUGCUGUCAGUGUUGUAUGCAUGGCGUUGGGAGGGAGUGCUCUUGCAGUUUUGUGGAGAAACAGAGGACUCCCAGCAAAUGACAAAGACGAUUUCAAGGAAUGAAACACCAACAACCUCCAGUUUCUAGUCAUUACCUAGUGUUAUUUUUAGUCCAAUGGAGUUGCAUCACAGCAUUUUUCAUGCUAUCCAUAUGUUAGGUAUGUGUAAGGAAAACAUAUUUUAGCAAGUGGAUUAUCAGUAGGACUUGCCCAUUUGGUAGCUGUAUUGCAUUCUCAUCUUUGAAUAAGCUGCAGCAGGUGCUUCCCUGCAAAGCAGUCAAUUUUUACAGUACUUUUACAAGUCCUACAUUUGUAACAUUAUGCGCGGGAGUAAAUAGAUUUCCAAGAACCGCUCUUCCAAUCUACCGAAAGGCCAAUAAGAUUUUGUACCUAUCUUGUUCUUGCUGAAUGCA